Pneumocystis jirovecii RU7 is the source of this 1323-nucleotide messenger RNA. RefSeq names its product ATP-dependent RNA helicase uap56. Bases 1 to 1323 code for a protein of 440 amino acids. Gene Ontology annotation, biological process: mRNA export from nucleus; mRNA splicing, via spliceosome. Gene Ontology annotation, molecular function: ATP binding; RNA helicase activity; RNA binding. The transcript is spliced from 7 exons. NCBI's taxonomy places the organism in Eukaryota, Fungi, Ascomycota, Pneumocystomycetes, Pneumocystales, Pneumocystaceae. The record is from RefSeq and is a predicted model, not a curated record.
AUGGCAUCUCAUGACGAUUUGAUUGAUUAUGAGGAGGAAGAAGAAUUACCAGCAAGUGCAGGUGUCUCCACGGUAAUGGGCACAGGAGGAACAGUAAAUGGCGAAAAAAAGAAUGAAAAGAAAGGGUCCUAUGUUGGUAUUCACUCUACAGGGUUUCGAGAUUUCCUACUAAAACCAGAACUUUUACGUGCUAUUAUCGACUGUGGUUUUGAACAUCCCUCUGAGGUCCAACAAGUCUGUAUUCCUCAAUCUAUUCUUGGUAUGGAUAUUAUAUGUCAAGCGAAAUCUGGAAUGGGCAAAACAGCAGUAUUUGUACUUGCAACGCUUCAGCAGAUCGAACCAGUUGACGGUGAAGUAUCGGUUCUUGUUCAAUGUCAUACCAGAGAACUUGCUUUUCAAAUCAAGAACGAAUACGCACGAUUUAGUAAAUAUAUGCCUGAUGUUCGUACUGCAGUUUUUUAUGGCGGGACACCUGUUCGUAAUGAUAUUGAGCUUCUUAAAAACAAAGAAAAAUGCCCUCAUAUUAUUGUUGCGACUCCUGGUCGACUAAAUGCUCUUGUUAGAGACAAAGCUCUUCGUGCAGGAUGCGUAAAACAUUUUAUUCUUGACGAAUGUGAUAAGAUGUUAGAAGCAAUAGGGAAGCAUUUCUUCUAUAUAAAUAUGAGACGCGAUAUUCAGGAAGUGUUUCGUGCAACUCCUCACCAAAAACAGGUUAUGAUGUUUAGUGCGACAUUGAGUACUGAAAUACGACCUAUUUGUAAAAAAUUUAUGCAAAAUCCUCUAGAAAUAUAUGUUGAUGAUGAGACUAAAUUAACUCUUCAUGGUCUUCAACAACAUUAUGUAAAGCUUGAAGAAUCAGCAAAAAAUCGAAAAUUAAACGAUUUACUUGACGCACUUGAAUUUAAUCAGGUCGUUAUUUUUGUAAAAUCAGUUCAACGAGCUUCAGAAUUAGAUCGAUUAUUACGAGAAUGCAAUUUCCCCAGUAUUUGUAUUCAUGGUGCUCUUCCUCAAGAAGAACGUAUUUCUCGUUACAAAUUAUUUAAAAACUUUAACAAAAGAAUUUGUGUUGCUACUGACGUUUUUGGACGUGGCAUAGAUAUCGAGCGUGUUAACGUAGUGUUCAAUUACGACACUCCUGGAGAUGCAGAUACAUAUUUGCAUAGAGUUGGUAGAGCAGGAAGAUUUGGUACUCGUGGGCUUAGUAUUACUUUUGUAAGCAGUAGUGGAGAUGCCGAAAUUCUUGACAAAAUUCAAGAAAGGUUUGAGGUAAAUAUUACAGAGCUUCCAGAGCAAAUCGAUGUAUCAACAUACAUGAACUCAUAA